Messenger RNA from Branchiostoma belcheri (Belcher's lancelet), 2301 nucleotides. RefSeq lists its product as uncharacterized. Gene Ontology annotation, biological process: NADPH regeneration. Gene Ontology annotation, molecular function: oxidoreductase activity; nucleotide binding. Gene Ontology annotation, cellular component: cytoplasm. Lineage: Eukaryota; Metazoa; Chordata; Leptocardii; Amphioxiformes; Branchiostomatidae. Bases 150 to 1259 code for a protein of 369 amino acids. The record is from RefSeq and is a predicted model, not a curated record. The transcript has 9 exons.
UACGGAGUGCGGAAGGAGGGCAGCUGUCAUCAGGACGCGGACAAAGGACAGAUUGCGACAUCGACUGCCUGGUACGAACGAUCUCCAGUUUUUGAGGAACCGACUGUCGUGUUUUUGUGUACGAACGGAGGCUUGUGACGGAAAAGAAUAUGCCUGGACAUAUGAAUCGCUCCAAAGCCAGCAAGAAGAUCCCUCUGGCCUUAUUUGGACUGGGGAGGGCUGGCAACAUCCACGCGAGGAACAUCGAACACAACCCCCACUGUGAGCUGAAGUACGUGGUAGAUGAGGAUGUGGAGAGAUGCAACCGUUUUGUGGAGGAAUUCAUGUCGGAAGCCAUUGUUGUGAAAGCAGCUGAGGCAGACAUUGUAUACAAUGACCCUGAGGUACAGGGUAUUGUGGUGACCUCCCCGACCUUUACCCACCCAGACAUUUGCCUAAAGGCCCUGAAGGCUGGUAAAGAUGUCUUGUGUGAGAAGCCAAUUGCUGCAGAUAUGAAGACAACUGCACUUGUCUAUGACGAGGCUGAGAAACAGGGCAGGAUCCUCUUGUGUGCCUUCAACAGGAGAUUUGACCCAGCACUUCUAAAUCUCGAGGAGCGGGUGAAGAAGGGAGAAGUUGGCCAGAUCCACCGUUUCAAGACAUCCAGCAGGGAUUCUCCAUUACCUUCCAUUGAAUACCUCCGCAUCUCAGGUGGAAUAUUCCAUGACUGUGCAGUGCAUGACAUUGAUGAAUGCCUCUGGAUCAUGAAAGAACUUCCAACACAGGUACACACGAUGGCUCACUGCUUCAGCCCUGCCAUAGCUGAGCUGGAUGAUGUGGACACUGUCUCCAUCACCAUGAAGUUUCCCAGUGGAGCGAUCGCAAGUCUGGACCUGAGCCGCCUGUCUACUUACGGCUAUGACCAGAGAACUGAGGUGUAUGGCUCCAAAGGUAUGCUGCUGAAUCACAACACGUCCCCAACUGGCCUGCACUAUUCUGACGAGAACGGGGAGACGGCACAGCCCAUCUACUACUCCUUCCCACAGAGAUACGCUGCCAGCUACCAGGGGGAACUGGUUCACUUCCUAAACCUCAUUCAAGGGUUGGAGGAACCCCGUAUAGUGAAGAAAGACACGUUGCUGAGCAGCCACAUCGCGGAGGCGUGUGAAGAGUCCCACAGGACAGGGCAGGCAGUGUCCCUGUCAUACGAUCACCUGAUGACAUCUCCACCUGCCCACGAGAAGGCAGUGGUGACUGACAACGGGUCUGGACCAGAGUGAAAGUCAUGUUGCUUUUAAAAUACCAUCCAUUAGGUCACACCAAUUUAAUUUGUUGUUUCUCAGAUUUUUUUUCUGAAAAAAUAUGAAGCAACAGGGAAAAAAGAAAUGGCCAAGGCACCCCACGAAGGCCAUAAAUGUUACAAUAUGAGCCAUGGAAUCAACAUACCAGGCUGGUUUAUAAUUAAAAGUUUAAACAUUAGAUUUUGAACUUUUAAUGAAACGAAGUUGCGUUGUUACAUUGAAAAAACUUUAACAAGUAGGAAGAAAAGGACUUUCUUCAACCGUUGGGGCCAAAAUAUGUCUUUCAUUGAGCAAUUUGCAGUUGAUUCAGAACCUAAGAUCUUUUUUUUUUCUUUUGCAAAUCAGAAAAAAAUGGACAGGGUGAAUCCGAGAAACAACAAAUUAAAUUGGUGUGGCCUUACCGGUACUUGACCGCAACACAAUUUUGAUAUUGGACUUGUAUCAAGUCUGCCAAUGAUUUUGACCAAUGCAUGACGAACAACAUGUAUGGUGUAACUUCCUGCAUUUAGUAGGAUUUUUGGUGUGAUGUAGAAUCGUAUUGGCAUUUUAUUGUUGCAAUGUCUUUGGAUAAUUAAUAUAUUUGAUAUAUCAUAUCAUGAGAAUUAUUUGUAUUUGAUUCAGCAAGUGAAAAGGGCUUGAUUAAGAUGUACAUCAGCAGAAUUACUUAAUAACAUGACCAUUAGGAUAGCCUCAAAUUGCAAGCUUUUAGAAUAAGAUAGUUCGGUGACAGCUUAGCAAUGUGACCUUUCCACUUAUAGCCAGCAAGUUCCCCUCAAUUCAUUCCAAGAAAAACCAGCUUGAAAACUACCGUGUACAUAUAUUGUGUCUGAUGUAAUUCUGUAUAAGGAUAAGGGAUUAUUACUGAUUCCAUCGGGUAAACUAUAUGCUGUGAAUCGCUAUACUUGAUAUGUCUUCUAAAUGUAACAUUAUAGUUAAAAUAGAACAGAAAGAAUGUCAUAGAACAUUAUACAUAAGGAGACAGUGACUGAUGCGAAAAUAAACACACAAAGACAAUCAUCUA